AUGAAUGUAGAAUUAGAUAAUUAUCCACAUCGUCGUUUCAACCCUUUAACCAAUUCAUGGAUUUUAUGUUCUCCACAUCGAGCAAAACGACCUUGGCAAGGUCAACAAGAAACAUUAGAAGAUAAGGUAAUACCGGAACAUGAUUCUCAAUGUUACCUUUGUCCAAGAAAUUCACGUGCAAACGGAAAUUUGAACCCAAAUUAUUCAAAUACUUUUGUCUUUGAUAACGACUAUGCUGCCUUAAUAAAUAAUCAACCCAAAUUACUUAUUGAUAAUGAUGAUGAAUCAAAUAAAUCAUUAUCAUCAUUGUUGAAAGUAGAAAUUGUUAGAGGCGAAUGUAAAGUGAUUUGCUUUUCACCCAAGCAUAAUAUUACAAUUGCUGAAAUGACCGAGGAAGAUAUUAUUCAUGUGAUUCAGGCUUGGACUAAAAUUUAUCAAAAUUCAUUUUCAAUUCCCUUUAUCAAUUAUGUACAAAUCUUUGAGAAUAAAGGAUCAAUCAUGGGAUGCUCAAAUCCUCAUCCACAUUGUCAAGUUUGGAGUUCCGAAUCAAUCCCUGAAGAAAUCAGUAAAGAAUUAAAAUCCAUGACCAAAUAUUAUGAAAAAAAUAAUUCAUGUUUAUUAUAUGAAUUGGAAAAAGUUGAAAAUGGGCAAAAGGACCUUUCAAAUAUUAUUCGAAAUAUUACAUGUCGUUAUGAUAAUAUUUUUCAAUGUUCAUUUCCUUAUUCAAUGGGAAUUCAUCAAGCCCCAGUUGAUAAUAUGAAUCAUUCUCAUGAUUCCCAUUUACAUUUACAUUUCUACCCACCACUGUUAAGAAGUGCAACCGUCAAAAAGUUUUUAGUAGGUUAUGAAUUGCUCGCCGAACCACAACGCGACAUUACGCCCGAAUACGCUGCAUCUAUAUUACAAAAAUGCUCUGAGAUCCAUUAUAAAAGUAAUAUACAUAUUGCACAAGGCUAA
Messenger RNA from Diversispora eburnea, 957 nucleotides. The record is from the annotation of a GenBank genome assembly. Lineage: Eukaryota; Fungi; Glomeromycota; Glomeromycetes; Diversisporales; Diversisporaceae.